UUGUUUAAAACCACUUGGUGCAAAUGUUUGAGCUAGUUUGCCUUCUUUCAUGUAUACAGACAGACAUACGAAAGACUUAGUGUGGUGUUUUGCCUAGUUUCAUAAUUCUUAAUGAUGUUUAUUUACGUUUCUUUAAUUCCUGUUUUAUAAACAUUUGAUGGAAACAAUAAAACAGUUUGCGAAUAUUUUGAAUCAAUAUUUAUGAAAUAAGGAAUUAACAUUUACAGAAUAAUAAACGAAGAAAAGUUUUUUAGACGCUGUUUAUGUGUUGAUUUUAAAAUGUAUAACACAACAUUGCAAAGUGGGUAUUUAGAAGGAAGCGGAUUCCAGAACGGCUUGUACAGUUCACUGGGAUAUGACGGAAGUGGCAUUAAGCUUCAUCACGGCCAUUUUCAGGAAACGCAGGAAAAUUGUUACCACGGUUACAAUAGCGCGAUUACUGGAAGUGUUCACUAUGCGUCGCGGGAGCCGCCGUCAUACACGGAAUCAACCGUGUUUCACAAUGGCUACCUUACCGGAAGCGGAUCACCCUACUACAAGAUGAACGGUAGCGGCGAUUUCGGCGGUCUUCCAAGAGAAGGGAUGCUGCUUAAAACGGAUAUUGUGGACGCUCAGCUACAUGAUAGCGUAAUCGGACAGAGGUUCGAGUCCGAGACCUCGGACCUUAAUGACGUUCAAAGCGAUCAUCACCACCAUAGCCACCAGAACCACCAAGCGACAUCUCAUACAGGGGAGCAUAAUAUGAAAUUGGUGAGUGAUCAACUGUCUGAUUUUAAAAAUGACCUCUCGUUGCAAGAAUCGCUUUCACCAAACAAUUCAGCAGAAUGUUUGAACGCCAUUGAUAUUAAAGGCCAAGAGGAAUGUUGCAAGGCCGACGGCAGCGUCGAAACCGACGGAACGACGCAAGAAGACGACAAGGCGCGCGGAAAUUCGGACGUGAAGCCGGCAUUGUCGUACAUUGCAUUGAUUGCCAAAGCAAUAUUAGAAUCCACUCAGAAAAGACUAAGCUUAGGUUCGAUCUAUAAUUGGAUUGAAAAAAAUUACCCAUAUUACAUCAACAAAGGCCAAGGGUGGAGAAACAGUGUUCGGCAUAAUUUGUCGCUUAAUGACUGUUUCAUUAAAGCAGGCCGCUGCGAGGACGGGAAGGGCAACUACUGGGCUAUCCAUCCGGCGAACAUUCAGGACUUCAUGCGGGGUGACUUCCGCCAGAGGCGUCGAUCCCGUCGCCGCGGUCGUAAGAAGGACUGCGACCUUGGCAUAUACCACAUGGCCAACGGAUAUAUCGGAACCACCCCGCCGUUGGGCCCCAGCGUCUCCUUCAACCCGGCCCCCGCUCUGAGCUCUAUUUAUUCACCGUACACUGAGGCCGAGCGCCGCGCUUAUCGACUAGACGACGCGUUGCUACGACAGAAUAUGAACAACCCGUUCAUGAAGUGGUACCAUGGUAACAACAACUACGGAAACCAGACAACCGGGUGUAGCGGCACCCCGUACAGCAGCCCCUCGCCUCAGUGGCCCCAGAGUGCCUACACGGACCAGUCGACUUACCAGUUAAACGCAGCUCUUUCGUCAAGAAACUACACAGCCCCUGCAUUGGUCUGAAAGGUAUCUCGCGAGACGCCAACUGACGCAAUCCAUGACGUCAUCAGUGACAUAGGAUCAUCCUUGGAACAAGACGCUAGGAGUGUAUGUUCGGCACCGCAUAUAUAUGGAAUAAACAUUUGAACUGAAUUAGCUAACACCGAAGAUUAUUUAUUUAAAAAAAGUUUUUGUAUGACAUUUUUCAAGGUUUAGUUUUCAGCUCCAGUCAUUUGUUGCAUUCGUUUACUUGGCAUAAAUAAAUCGAUAAAUGAAUUCUAGGAAAAACGAAAACUUACAACAGUCGGUUGCAAAUAGCGGACUACUUAUUUUUUACCUGCAU
Molecule: messenger RNA, 1921 nt
Organism: Dreissena polymorpha
Lineage: Eukaryota; Metazoa; Mollusca; Bivalvia; Myida; Dreissenidae
Product: forkhead box protein D5-B-like
Exons: 2
Coding region: 280-1602 (440 amino acids)
Biological process (GO): anatomical structure morphogenesis; cell differentiation; regulation of transcription by RNA polymerase II
Molecular function (GO): RNA polymerase II cis-regulatory region sequence-specific DNA binding; DNA-binding transcription factor activity, RNA polymerase II-specific
Source: RefSeq, a predicted model, not a curated record